Molecule: messenger RNA, 1503 nt
Organism: Fibroporia radiculosa
Lineage: Eukaryota; Fungi; Basidiomycota; Agaricomycetes; Polyporales; Fibroporiaceae
Exons: 1
Coding region: 1-1503 (500 amino acids)
Source: RefSeq, a predicted model, not a curated record
AUGGCCGCCAUACAUCGGCUGAAUGAAGACAUCAUCUACGACAUAUUUUCUCUCCUUGUUGCGAGCUCCUUUCGGUCCCCACUCGACAGCUGUCAUGCAUUCCGCGAGGGCACUACGUGGUUCUCGAUCACCGCUGUGUGCCGCCAAUGGAGACACGUAGCCUUUUCUGCUCCGAGUCUUUGGAAGGAGAUAGUGCUCACUAGGCGUACCCGUAGACCUCUGCUGGAAUUGUUCCUCAAGCGGUCGCGGGACAUAGAUUUGACUGUCCGCAUCGAAGGGCGGGUGACGACCUCCGGGAUAGAAUCAUUCGUCUGCUUGACUUCCAUGGUUUCACUUCAUAGCGUGCGGAUUUCAUCCUUCAGUGUUGAAGGAAUGAGUCCUGGAAAGAUGGUGGAAGUUUUGGCCCCAUUUACCAAUUGCGCAGCUGGGAGAAUGAAGACUAUUUCGUUAUCCGCAAGAAUCUACAGUACUUCAACGCGUCUCUGUGAUAUCCCCUCCCUGUUCGCCAACGGCACGCCGUCCCUUCGCUCAGUACAAAUGCUCGAUAUCUCGGUUCCUUGGAUGUUUUACGCAGGAUUGACCGAGAUUGUACUGAAGAACCAGCGACUCAGCUCGAUGAACGAUCUCAAGCGGAUGCUGCGGCGUUGCCCGGAUUUGCGCAUUUUGACGUUUGGCCUAUCGAAUCAUACACGUAUCCUGGCCCCGGCGACAGAUACUUCUGUAGUCGAUCUUCCUCAGCUCACCCAGCUGACUCUUUUCGGUCACCAUGGACCAGUGGCAGAAAUACUGACCCAAAUGGCAUUUCCAACGACGACCAGGAUCGGACUGGCCUUCGUGGAUCAUAUGAUAUCCUCGUCCUACAUUCGUUAUACUGACGGUUGUGAUGCCCUGUGUGAUAUCAUUCACAGUGUGAAUGACGCCACUCUAGACAUGCUUUCCUUGAUAGACUAUCGGAUCACAAUCUCGUCGAGCAAGGCAAAUUUUGCAGUGCAAUGGGAAUGGUCCUCAAGGUCAGUCGAUGACCCCCGUGAUUCCAUAUACUUGGCCCACAUCGGAGAUGUUGUCUCGUUCCCUACCUUGCGGAGCUUGACUAUCACGGGAUCUCGCCUCAUCCUCUCCGACAGAGACUGGUUGAAUAUCCUCGGGUUGGUGCCAUCCUUGAUGUCGCUUUGUCUCCAGAAUUGGUCCAGCGACGGAGCGGGCAUAUUUGAAGCUGUCGGGCAUGUCAUCCCCAUGGGAAGCACACACGGUCAUUUUUCUGUCUGUCCCUCUUUGAGCCAUCUCACUGUAUAUGAAAAUGAGGACAUCCCGGGCCUCUAUGACGCACUGCCUAUAAUUUUAUCAGUACUAUGCGCUCGCAAGGUGCACGAUGCUGCUCUUACGUGUGCGGAGUUUCAUGUCCAUCCGGACUCUGUUGGCGUGCUCUCGCAGGGACUCCAGGGAGUUGUCGAUCAGCUCGUUAUAACGCAGGUAGCACAACCCUAUGAUUGCGAACCUAUUUAG